GGGCUGGAUGUGCGGCGCAUCCCACUCCCGUCUCGUGGAGAAGUUUGGGUCACAGCGGGCGUGGGGUGCUGCUCCCCGGGGGGGGUCUUUUUGGUGAGAAAACCCCUGCAACAGGCUCUGCCAGCUCCCUGGCCGAUGCCUCCCAUUGGGGUUUCGUCACCUGGCGUGAUAAAUCUGGGGUUUUAUCAGCGGAUGGGGCGACAUCAGCUCCCCAUGGGUGAUGACACGGAGCGGGGUCCCCAUCCAAAACCCUGCCCGCGGUGCUCCGGGGUGGGUGCUGAGGUUCCCCCCUGGCCACAUCCAGGCCCCCACCAGCUCUGUGGCCUCAGGACCAUGUCAGGGCUGCUCUGUGCCACAACCAAAUGCGGCUCAGCGUUUGGGAUCGUGCUCACGGUGUCGGUGGGCACCGCGUUCGCCACCCACCCCAUCCGAGGCGUCCUGGCAGCGGGGAGAGGCUGGAAAACCUCCGCGCUCCUGCGAGCGCCGCGUCUCGCAGGGAGACCAGACAAAUCACUUUAAUUGAUUUUUCCUUCCUUGCCUGCCUCAGCCUGGUGCCUCGGAGGAGGUUUUUUUUUUCUUUUCUUUUUUUUGUUUUUGUUUUUUUCCUCGGGGCGGCUGGGUGGCCCGCGGGCAGCGGGCACAGGGGCAGGCUGGCAUCUAGCGACUGGUGCUGGUAAUACAGAGCGGGGCUGGGAUGGGCCCAGAGGGACAACAGGGUUUUGGGGGGCUCUGGAGGGGCUCGCUGGAGGAUGCCUGGUGGUGUGGGAGCUCGUUCAGGGAUGUUAUUUGGGGUGGUCACUCGUGGCUGUGCUCCUGAGGGUCUGUGCCCCCGUGCCUGGCAGCUCUCUGAGCAUCUCCCCGCUGUGCCGUGGUCCCUUGGUCCAAAAUGCUGCCUGAACAGCCGGGUCGCAUCCUGUCCUCACCCCGAAAGGGCAGCAGGAGCGGUGUCCCCAGCCACAGGCAGCAGAGAUGCUGAAAAAGGGUAUAAACCAGAGUUUAUGGGCUAUAUAAAAACAUAAAGAGCCCGCAGAGAGCAAGGGCUUCCCGAGGCAGCUGGGAUCCCCCCCAGGCAGCCGCCUGGUUUCCACCCAUUAAUUUCUCUAAUUGCUUUUGGAAAUCACAGCGUUGGUGCUGAGCAUCCCAGCGAGGUGUUGAGCAGGGCCGGGGCGAGUUUCACAGACCCUACAGCAUCACCAGAGGGUGGGGACACGACCCCAGGGGGACACAGGGACUGUCACCCACCUGUGUGCCCCGGGGAGGGGGGGGGGGGGGGGGGGUCACCGCUCUCUGUCCCCAGGUCGGCCGCGAUGGGAUCGGUGGGAACGGAGCGCUUCAAGGAACUGAGCCCGGCGGGGACGCCCGAGGGGAACGUGGUGAUGAGCUUCAGCUUCGACAGCUACCAGCUGGAGGAGGACGAGCUGCAGCGGGGCAGCCAGGCCAAGGGCGUCCUCACCUUCAUGGAGCCGGUUUCUGAAGACCCUGAGCCACAGGACCGAUACCACGGGAUCUACUUUGCCAUGCUGCUGGCCGGGGUUGGGUUUCUCCUGCCGUACAACAGCUUCAUCACCGACGUGGACUACCUGCACCACAAAUACCCAGGGACCUCCAUCGUCUUCGACAUGAGCCUCACCUACAUCCUGGUGGCCUUGGUGGCCGUCAUCCUCAACAACGCGCUGGUGGAGCUGCUGAGCUUGCACACGCGCAUCUCCGUGGGUUACCUCUUUGCCCUGGGCCCCCUGCUCUUUGUCAGCAUCUGCGACGUCUGGCUGGAGCUCUUCACCCGCCGGCAAGCCUACGCCAUCAACCUGGUGGCCGUCGGGGUGGUGGCUUUCGGCUGCACAGUGCAGCAAUCCAGCUUCUACGGCUACACGGGGCUGCUGCCCAAGCGCUACACGCAGGGGGUGAUGACGGGCGAGAGCACCGCCGGGGUCAUCAUCUCGCUCAGCCGCAUCUUCACCAAGCUGCUGCUGUCGGACGAGAAGGAGAACACGGUCAUCUUCUUCUUCAUCUCCAUCGGCAUGGAGCUGACGUGCUUCAUCCUCCACCUCCUGGUGAAGCGCACCCGCUUCGUCCGCUACUACACCUCCUGCUCCCGCAAGGGCCACCCCGCGUCCCGGGGGGCCGGUGACCACGGGACAGGGUACCGCGUCCACCACGACGUCACCGCCGAGGACGUCCGAUUUGAGGACCGGCUGCGGGGACAGCCCGGCUCCCCCCGGGGCAGCCUGGGCCCCGAAGCCGAGCUGGCGGGCAGCGGCACCUACAUGCGCUUCGACGUGCCCCGGCCCAAAAUCAAGAGGAGCUGGCCCAGCUUCAGAGACAUGCUGCUCCACCGCUACGUCGUGUCGCGGCUCAUCUGGGCCUACAUGCUCUCCAUCGCCAUGACCUACUUCAUCACGCUGUGCCUCUUCCCCGGGCUGGAGUCGGAGAUCCACAACUGCACGCUGGGCGAGUGGCUCCCCAUCCUCAUCAUGGCCAUCUUCAACCUCUCCGACUUCGUCGGCAAGAUCCUGGCCGCCCUGCCCUACGACUGGAGGGGGACCCACCUCCUCAUCUACUCCUGCCUCCGCGUGGUCUUCAUCCCCCUCUUCAUCAUGUGCGUCUACCCCAACGGGAAGCCUGCCUUCGGCCACCCGGCCUGGCCCUGCGUCUUCUCCCUCCUCAUGGGCAUCACCAACGGCUACUUCGGCAGCGUGCCCAUGAUCCUGGCCGCCGGCAAAGUGAGCCCCGAGCAGCGGGAGCUGGCAGGGAACACCAUGACCGUGUCCUACAUGACGGGCUUGACGCUGGGCUCGGCCGUGGCUUAUUUUGCCUACAGCCUCACCAGCACGUCCCACAGUAGCUGUUUCUACACCGAAACGUCCAACGGCUCCUUCCUGGGGGGGUACUGAGCCCCGGGGACGGGUGUGUGUGUGGGGGGGUGUCAGGAUGGGACCGGGUCCUGUUGGCAUGGGGCUGCGGCCUCCCCGAAUGGCCUCGGUGCCCAUCCAGGUGUCCUCUCGCGAUGGUGGCCCCCAGAUUUGAGGGGUGGUGCCACUGCUCCUGGGGGACUCCCUGGGGUGAAGUACGGAGCUCUGGGGGUAUUGGGGGGGGGGGGGGGGGGCUUCUCUUUGAGCUCUUGCCAAGGAAAUACUGCACCAUCCCAAAAGGAAUGGGGACAGCGCUGAGAAGAAGGGCUGGUGAGGAAGAGGAGUGAGGGAGGAAGGUGCUGUGGGAUGGGGAGGCGAGGCUUUUAUUGACAGCGCCGCAGGAUUCCUCUGCAGCACUUGAAACCGUGCUCCCCCCACCCCCCCCCCAAAAAAAAAUACUCCAAUUGCUGUGUAACAGACCCGAAUUACUUCUGCUG
Cygnus olor (mute swan) is the source of this 3346-nucleotide messenger RNA. RefSeq names its product solute carrier family 29 member 4 (gene SLC29A4). Bases 1308 to 2891 code for a protein of 527 amino acids. NCBI's taxonomy places the organism in Eukaryota, Metazoa, Chordata, Aves, Anseriformes, Anatidae. Gene Ontology annotation, biological process: nucleoside transmembrane transport. Gene Ontology annotation, molecular function: nucleoside transmembrane transporter activity; monoamine transmembrane transporter activity. The transcript is spliced from 10 exons. The record is from RefSeq and is a predicted model, not a curated record. Gene Ontology annotation, cellular component: plasma membrane.